This is a messenger RNA of Guillardia theta CCMP2712, 2265 nucleotides long. RefSeq lists its product as hypothetical. Bases 1 to 2265 code for a protein of 754 amino acids. The transcript has a single exon. Lineage: Eukaryota; Cryptophyceae; Pyrenomonadales; Geminigeraceae. The record is from RefSeq and is a predicted model, not a curated record.
AUGUCCAAACGUGGCAGGAGGCAAGAUAGAGGUGAAGAUGAGCAAUCCGCGCUUGAAAGUGAGAGAGAGCAGCGGAACAAGAAAGAGAAGCAUAGACAUACAGAGCAGCGUCGAAGCAAGGAUAAGAUCGAGCUGAAGCAGGAGGAGCUUCGAAGCAAGGAGGCCGAGCUUCAAAACAAGAGGACAGAGGCACGGCUGAAGCAGCACCUUGAAGGGGAGAACAGGCAAUACUGGGAGGGGGUACUGCAGGACCUUGCGGAGCAGGAGAGGAAGCUAGAGAGGGAUAAGCUCGAGCUGAAGCAGGAGGAGCUUCAAAACAAGAGGACAGAGGCAAGGCUGAAGCAGCACCUGGAAGGGGAGAACAAGGAAUACUGGGAGGGGGUACUGCAGGACCUUGCGGAGCAGGAGAGGAAGCUAGAGACGAGGAGGAAGCAGCUUGAAAGAAAGGAGGAGCUUCAAAAGGAGAAGGAUAAGCUCGAGCUGAAGCAGGAGGAGCUUCAAAACAAGAGGACAGAGGCAAGGCUGAAGCAGCACCUUGAAGGGGAGAACAAGGAAUACUGGGAGGGGGUACUGCAGGACCUUGCGGAGCAGGAGAGCAAACUAGAGAAGGAGAAGGAGCAGCUUGAAAGAAAGGAGGAGGAGCUUCGGAAGGAUUGGAAAGAUCCCCGAGCCAAAGAGGACAACGUGUCUUGGAAUGAGGUAUCUUGGAAUCGUGACGCGGUAGGUUACAAGGAAGAGGGCAAUCUUUUCUGUCUGGAUCGAUCGUUUUUGGAUCGGGGCCGCUCUGGCCAAGUAGAAAGACAGCAGGCGAUUUUCUGCAGGGAAUGCUUCAAAGAGCAAUGGAAUUUCAUUAAGGAGAGGGUUUGUAAUUUCGGGUGUCUGGGUUGGAUCCUAGGCCCUCCAGGGACGGGGAAGUCGACGACGACCAUGUCUUUUAUACAAUCGCUGAGCAUGCAGGAGGGGUGGAAGGUGAUGUGCGUGCGGUUGUGGAAGUGGGGUGCUGUGAAUGUCCUACAAGCUGAGGAUGGAGUUUUGAGAAUUACUGACUUGCCACGCAAUGGUGCAGAAGAGAUGCUGAGAGGAAUUCUUAGAGGAUGGACACAGAGCGGGAAGAAGUAUCUUGUCUCGCUGGACGGUUACCAACAGGACGUACAUGAUUUAAUACUGAGUGAAUGCGUGUUCUGGCUUAACCAUGACCGGGACAACCGGCGGGUUGUGAUCACAACGUCGAUGAGUUCUCGAGAAAAGAAAAAAAUUGAGCAAGAUAGAAUUGAGAAGGUAGAGGAGUUGAUGGUGUACUCGUGGACAUUGGAGGAGUACCUGGAGGCCGUGAAGUACGACUUGUUCUACAAGAGUGUGGCUGGUGUGGUGGAAUUGAGCUUAGAUACGACAGGAGGCUCGUGGGAGACAAGGUCGAGAGAUGUCGAGUCGAAGUAUCAGAUUGUUGGAGGCUCAUGCCGCUACAUGUUCGAAUGUACGACAGAUCAGGCGAUCCAAGAUCUCCGUGGAGCGAUGGACUCUGUCUGUGAUUUCCAGACGCUGUUCGACAUGAGGACGGGCGACCGUACCAAGCAGUUUGUCAAUCGGCUGCAUGGGAAGUAUCGAAAUGGAAACCAAGUAUACUGGAGUUUUGUCAGUAGGUUUGUUGCCAGGGAGCUAGCAGAGAAGCUCGGAGAAUCGUUUGUGAGGAAGAUUGAGGAGCUCCCAGGCGCGACUGAGAAUCCGUCUCUUCGGGGUUUUUUGUUUGAGAUGCUGUUCUUCGCUCGGAUAGGACGAAAAGCAGGGCUGCAGGUAACCCUCAGGCCAGAGGGAGAAGAAGCCGAGUCAGAGAAUCAAGGCGAGUCAGAGAAACGCGACGACUGGAAAGGGUGCAGCGUGAAACCUCUUGAAGCCAGGGAAGUCGACAAAGCUCGGAUGCAAGGGACAAACAGGUUGUGCCUGAAGCCGUUGAGAUGGAAUCAAGAGGGCUAUGAUGCAGUGAUUGUGGACUUCAAUUGCAAACUGGUGCGUUUCGUACAGGUAACCAUUGCGGAGACGCAUGACCUCAAACUGCGGUACAUGUAUGACUGUCUGAAAACCUUGAGGAUUGAGGAAGGGGGGACCUGGAAGGUGGAGGUUGUGUUUGUCGUUCCAAAGGAGAAUCUCUACAAGUUCAGAAUAAGCAAUGUGGAAAACAGCGGCAUACUUACAAAGUACGGGUGGGCACGCGGAGAGGAAGAGAUCGACGCUCAUGUGGCUGGAAUGAGCUCCAGACCGCAAGGAUAG